GGCUGCACGUGGGCACGGCGGGCAGGGGCCGGACCCGACCGGACCGGCACCGGCACCGGCACCGGGACCUGCUCCGGGCACCGGGCUGGAGGGGCGAGUGCCGCGCUGAGCCGUCCAGACCUGAAGCUCCUUGUCCACAGAACAGACCUUCUUGUGUGUAGAAAGCCAUGGGAGUCUGGAGUGAGUGCUUCCUGAGCUCUCUGGGACCUUGAGGAUGAAUUAUCUGGCUUCUUGGUAACUGCAGGGGCUCUGCAAAAUGGCUUCACGCUUCCGCACCGUCAUCCCUUACGCCCUGCCUGGAGUGCUGGCGCUUCUGGGUGGCUGGUGGGUCUAUUCCUGUCGGAAAAAAUAUGCGAGCUGUCAAAAAAAACCAUCAGUAACCACUGAAGAGGAGCAGCAGGAGGAAGUGCAAGAGAGGGCUUCAUCCCCCAGAGCAGAAGCCUGUGCUCUCUGGGCAGUGCCUCUCUCCUCAGAAGAGGGAUGCCCACGGAAGGAAACCUCGACCUGCCUGCUGUCCGCGGGGUCGCUGACGCCCUCUCUGCUUUGUCAGACUCACGAGAGGACAGAUCUCUCACAGGACCUUCUAGACCUGUCAGUCACUACAAUUCAUCCCAGCACCCUAGAGGACGACAGUGAAAAACUAGAAAGGGUAGGAUCUCCAGAUGGAAGCAGUCUUGCUGCUUGUGCCUCUCUCUCUGGGAUCUCAAAGAGCACCAAGUGUCCCGGCUCUGUGACGUCCCCUUGCCUGGAGUUGGAGAAGGAAGCCUACAGCCCACAAGCCUUUUUCAGUAAGGAAGUUGUAUCGAGUCACAAGGAUUUUGCAGUGAGCAUGGUGCUGGAUAGUUUGGGGUCUGCUUGUUUGGAGCAGUCCAGGAAAGAAGAGGUGUCUGAAUUGAUUGCCAAAGCUGUACCUGUGUGUCAGGAGAAGGAGACGCAGCCAAAAGGAGGUGAAUUGGAAGGAGAGGAGGUGAGAGGAGUGAGUUUGGACAAGGAAGAAGUUCAGAAGAUGGAGCAAGCAGCAAUACAGAUAAUUUCCAAGGUCAUCUUGGCAGCUACUGAGGAAGUGCUGUCUGGUUCUGCAAGGGAUGUGUCCACUCGAGUCUGCCAGACUGCUGCCAGCCGGUCUGAGAGGCCCCUGGAGAUGGCAAACGAGGCUCCCUCUGAUCAGCUGCUUGUGGAGGAGGCUGUGGGAGCAGAGGAGAACAGUGCUGCCAGGGGGGAUGCUGUGCUACUGACAUCCCUGCAGACUGAGGAGCAGGAUCAGAGUGUGACAGACUCCAGCUGUUCCCCACACAGCUGCUCACCCUGCCCUGUGCAGGGGGACCCAGCAGACUGCCAGGUGAAGAACUGUGUGUGCAGGGGGUCCCGACAGGUCGGUCAGACUCCUGUGGGAAGCCAGGGAGGGUCACUGGAAAGGUCAGCUUUGGUUGUGGAGGACUCUGAGUGCAGCACAUAUGUAUCUGAAGGUGGGUUGAGUGUGGAGGACCCACUGCAGAACACAGCCCUGUCUGUCACCUCGGGCCAGCAUUCGGACUCGCUGAGCACAUCUGCAAGCCAAGACACAUCUGCUGAGCAGAGCUCAGAACCAUGUGAAAAGCAUCCUGCUCUGAAACUCCCUGGAGACAGCCAAGUGCCAUACAGUAAUGGGGUACUGGAACAAGAUGGUCCAGGCUUGCAGCACGAGUGUAGCAAGGCACCAGGGGUGGAUGGAGAAAACUCGGGAGGUUCAGAUGUAAAUAAUGUGGAUUUUGUGGACAAUGGCUGUGCCAUGAGGAAGACAGUGACUCGCCACAAGUCCAAGCUGGGAGGAGAGUCCAGCAAGUCUGACUUCGUGAUCUGGGAGAUAGAGGUCCCAAAGGAAUUAGUUGGCCGCUUAAUUGGCAAACAAGGCAAAUUUAUGACCUUCUUGAGGCAAUCGUCUGGUGCCAAAAUUUAUGUUGCAACACUGCCUUACUUCCGUGACUCCCAAGUCUGUCACAUUGAAGGCUCCUCGCAUCAGGUAGAGAAAGUCCUGAGCCUGAUUGGCAAGAAGUUCAAAGACCUGUGUCUCACCAAUGUCUAUGCUCUACCUCCACCAACACCACUGACACUUCAUUCCCUCCUCAUGACUGCCUGGCUGUUCCUCCCAGAUGGAGUCACUGUGGAGGUGGUUGUGGCACACCAGGUUGAUGCAGGACACAUGUUUCUGCAGCAGCACACACACCCCACCUUCCACGUCCUGCGGAGCCUGGACCAGCAGAUGUUUGCCUGCUAUUCUCAACCUGAAAUUCCAACCCUGCCAACUCCAGUGGAAGUUGGCAUUAUCUGUGCAGCCCCAGGCCUGGAUGGGGCAUGGUUACGGGCUCAAGUUAUUAGCUACUUUGAAGAGAGUGGUGAAGUGGAGCUCAGAUACGUGGACUAUGGAGGAUAUGAGAGAGUGAAGGUCGACACACUCAGACAAAUCAGGUCUGAUUUUUUAUCACUACCUUUCCAAGGAGCAGAAGUUUUACUAGACAACGUGGUGCCACUUCCAGACGAGGAUCACUUUUCAUCCGAAGCUGAUGCUGCUGUUAGUGAGAUGACCAGAGGUGCAGUCCUGGUGGCACAGGUCACCAAUUAUGACAGUGCAACAGGCCUGCCACUGAUCCACCUCUGGAACCUGAUGGGAGAUGAGGUGGUGUCAGUAAACAGAACUCUAGUAGAAAGAGGAUUUGCUCAGUGGCUUGACUACUAGCAGUGUCCUAGAUGCCUCAACAGCUCUUUCUGCAGAACAAAACAAGAGAAGAAAUCUUGUAUUGCACUGUUACAAUUCGGUUUGGCAACUUUUCAGAAGAAAACCUGUGUUUACACCUGAGUGUGGCAUUGUGGUCCAUUGAAACUCAUUUUGCUCAGCUGUUCAUUUCAGUAAGAACAUGUACCUCAUCUCAGUGAGAGGCAGGGUGUCCAAAGCCAUAACGACAGAUACUGUAGCUUUAAAGCAAAAAAUCCUCCCUGGCCUCUGCUCAAAAGCUGAAUGGGAAAGACCUGAAAACCUUGGGGCUUGCUUGAAGCUGGCAAAUGCCCCUGAAGUGUUACCUGUGGUUGUGUUUGUGUUUGAGGUGUGAAAUGCCCCAUGAACUUGGUGUCUUCCUAAAAGUCACAUUGGUCGUCCUUUUUUUAACAGGCUCUGCCUAUCAAAUGAAUGUUAUUAAGUAAUUUAAUGUUCAGUCAUGGAUUCUUCUGUUUUGUGCCACUAACCUGCACAAACAACAUUCAUCUUGCCUUCCCCAUGCCAGGAGGCAGAUGAAUUGCACUCAGUGUGGCACAUGGCUCACUGCAGGGUGGGUUUUAGGCUCGAUGUGCUUGAGGAGGAAAGCUUCUCCCUGCAGCUGCUGCAAGUGCAGGAUAAGUUACCACUACAGUUCUUGCUCUGAAAUAACAUGUGUUUAAAGAAAAGAACUGAUUGCCAAGCCCAAUUGUAGUUUAUAUUUUUCUAGCUGUGCAAGUCUGUAAAUAUAUAUAAAAAAGAAUCAUUGUAAUAUUUUGUACAAGAAAAACACUGGAAACAAAGGGAACUUUACAGAAACUUUUUCACACCAAAAUGUCCUAUGUAGGUAGAACUGGUUUGGAGUGCAUUAGGGUAGCCAGCAUAUUUGGAGCCUUUGAAUGUUGGGAGUGUUUCAGCUCUGCUGUGUACAGGAUUAGCAUUCCCUUAGUCUGCUGUCGGGUUUGAAUUGUGAACACUGCAUUCUUUGCUAUGUUGCUGUACAGAUCUGUUUAAAAAAAAAAAAAAGUAAUAACUUGGCAUUACUAUUGCAGUGGUGUUCUCAAUUUUUUUUUUUUUUGCUCCUUUUUAGAUUUCUAUCAUGUAUUUAAAAUUUUGCUCAAGUAAUUUAAGCUGACUUAAUACUCUUAAACACAUGCCCUCUGAUGUGUAUCAUUUUAGAUAUGUAUGGAGCUGGGAUUUAUUGCUGGCAGAGAAGACACUCGCCAGGAAAAUGUUGAUAUAGUCAGUCCUCAGAAGUUUUUUCAGGUGGAUUCAAGGCUGUCCUUGCAUCCUAUGAUCUAUCAUGUCAGUGCAUUACGUAUUUGGAUAGUUUCCUACAAAAGCAUUUGGUCCAAUCCCUUCUUAUCUGGUAUGGUUACAUUAUUUUUUUAAAGUUCCACUUGGCACUUACGAUUUAGUGUUCAUGUUUGCAGUAACAUCCAGUGAAAACUAAAUUGGGUAACUCAGUUAAAUCUAUAAAACAUAUAUCCUCUUGGAAUGUUUCUUUCCAUUUCAAUUAAAGCUCGAAUUUUAAGCCAUCUUAA
Calypte anna (Anna's hummingbird) is the source of this 4269-nucleotide messenger RNA. RefSeq names its product A-kinase anchoring protein 1 (gene AKAP1). NCBI's taxonomy places the organism in Eukaryota, Metazoa, Chordata, Aves, Apodiformes, Trochilidae. The transcript is spliced from 12 exons. Gene Ontology annotation, molecular function: RNA binding. The record is from RefSeq and is a predicted model, not a curated record. Bases 257 to 2713 code for a protein of 818 amino acids.